UUGAGCCUUUGAUCUUCCACUGGCAAAAGCACAAUCUUUGUGUAGGCCCCACAACAAUCCACCCUGCACGUCCUCUCCCCUCUCUAAUGACAAGAAAGCAUAGUUUGAUCAAAUCAAAAGCAGAAAAGUUUCUACCUUUUGCUUCGUAGGGUUGGUUUUUUGUGCCCUUCUCCUUUGUACCAAAUCAAAAUUCUAUCUCUUUAAUCAUUUUUCGUUAAAGGGGUUAUUCCAAUCUUGUGGAACCUCUCUGCAAAACCCCUUUUCUUGGAAAACCCAGAUGACAAUCAUCAUCUGUAAACCAUAAUUCUGUCCAAAAGCAGGGUUUUUUUGAAGUGGUUUGCUUCUAGGGUUUUUUUUGUUGAUCCUUAAUUCUUGUUGAUUCUAUGCAAAACCCCUUGUGUAACCACCAGAAUGAUGAAUCUUUGAAGUACCCACUUGGCCAUUUUCAACCAAGAAUUGGAUUCCUUUGAAGGUUUGAUUUUUCAUGCCCUUUUUUCCUUGAUGGGUUUCUUUGUACUUUUUUUUUUUUGAUCGAGCUUCUUUGUACUUACGUACCGAAAAAAAAUUUUACUUACCCAAAAAAGGGUUUCUUUGUACCAAAUCAAAAUUCUCCUCCUCUUUGAUCAUUGUUUGUUGAAGGGGUUAUCCUAAUUUUGUGAAACUUCUCUACAAAACCCCUUUUCUUGGAAAACCCAGAUGCCAAUCAUCAUCUUUAAAGCAUAAUUCAUUAAUUCUGUUCACAGACACGGCUUUUGGGGGUGUUUUGCUUGUAGGGUUUGUUUAUUUGAUCCUUAAUUCUUGUUGGUUCUAUGGAAAAAUCCUUGUGUGACCCCCAGAACGUUGAAUCUACGGAGUACCCACUUGGCCAAUUGUCACCAAGAAUUGGAUUUCUUUGAAGGUUUCUCUUAGGAGUUAUGCAUUUCAAUUUGAUUCAUUAGGCUGUUCAUGUUGCGUCAAAAAUUAUGGGUUGUGUCCAUGGCAAGUGUUGUGGCCGAUCCCCAAAAUCUUUAGAUGGGGAUAACGGCGAAUUUCAAGAUGGGGAUGACAGGGAAUUUCAAGAUUUGGGUAAAUAUACUUGCCAUGGAAAACAUAUACUUGCAAAUAGAUCAUUAGAUUUUGUUCUUGUUCCUUCUAAAAACUUCCGGUUGGAGUAUUCAGCCCUCACGCAACGAGGGUACUACCCAGAUGCACCUGAUAAAGAAAACCAAGAUAGUUUCUGUAUCAAAAAGAACAUUCAAGGCAACCCUAAUGUCCAUUUCUUUGGUGUGUUUGAUGGGCAUGGACAUUUCGGUACAGAAUGUUCAAAUUUCGUUAAGAAUAGGUUAAUUGAAAUUCUAUCCGGUGACCCGACAUUGUUAGAUGAUCCUGUUAAAGCUUAUAAUUCUGCAUUUUUAUCAACAAAUGAGGAACUGCAUAAUAGUGACAUAGACGAUUCGCUGAGUGGUACAACUGCAAUUACUGUUCUUGUUAUUGGGGAUAAGCUUUAUGUGGCGAAUGUGGGUGAUUCAAGAGCUGUAAUUGCCAGUAAGGAUGGGAAUCAGAUUAUUUCCAAAGAUCUGUCUCACGAUCAGACACCUUUUCGGGAAGAUGAAUGUGAGAGGGUGAAGCUUUGUGGGGCCAGGGUUUUGACUGUUGAUCAAGUGGAAGGAAAUAGCGAUCCGAGUAUCCAAACAUGGGGUGAUGAAGAGACUGAAGGUGCUGAUCCACCGAGGUUGUGGGUUCAAAAUGCGAUGUACCCCGGAACUGCAUUUACGCGGAGUGUAGGGGAUAGUGAAGCAGAGAGGAUUGGCGUUAUUGCACUUCCUGAGGUUUUAACAGUUCAGCUUACACCUAAUCAUCUGUUCUUUGUAGUCGCAAGUGAUGGCGUUUUCGAGUUCCUCUCAAGCCAAACUGUUGUGGAAAUGGUCUCAAGAUACACUGAUCCUCGAGAUGCAUGUUCCGCUAUUGCUGGAGAAUCAUACAAACAAUGGUUACAGCAUGAAACUCGGACAGAUGAUAUUACAAUCAUCAUUGUACACAUCAAAGAAUUGUCUAAUGCAGGUACCAACAUCUUUAAUGUAAGCGGUGGAGUUAAUACCCACCCUGCUGCUCUGAAGUUGGCAAGGGGAGGUUCUGAUACAUUUUUUACCCCUCCAGGGUCAGAGUUUUUCCGAUCAGUGAGAAGUGAUUUCUCUGAUAUGCAUUCUUUUCAGCAUAUCUCAACAGAUCUGAGCCCGGCAAUAGUCACCCCAUCUCCUGCACUUCCCAAGCCUUUAACAUUUGAUUGAGCCAGUGAAAGGCAUUUAGCAAGUUUCUUAAGUUGCCAUGUUUCAUUCAGUUUGUAACGGUAACCGGAGAUCAAAAAUUGGUGUAUGCUACGGAACAGAUGCCAUUAGGUCUGCUCGGACAAGAUCUUUUUAUUUAUUGAUCAUAGUAGCGCAUCCCAUAUCGCAGGGUAACUCUCUAACUUGUGACAACACUAAUCAUUAUAUGCGCAAAAAUGGUUUAGAUUGCUCAGAAGACAGAAGAAAUAGUUGCAGCCUUCUAACUCUCAAUCCACUUGGUUGCAUAGAUUACUGUACGAGUGAUGUAGACAAAGUAGGAAGGUGAAGACAUUUGUAAUUGUAUUAUUGCAUUUGCAAGUGGGAAGAGAACAGGUUUAUUAAGAUUUAGAUGUAAAAUUUCUUACUAUUUACUGCGUAAAUUCCUGAAGUGAUAAUUUCUCUCGUUCUUUUUC
Camellia sinensis is the source of this 2716-nucleotide messenger RNA. Lineage: Eukaryota; Viridiplantae; Streptophyta; Magnoliopsida; Ericales; Theaceae. The record is from RefSeq and is a predicted model, not a curated record.